AUGGCUACUACUCUCGUCCCGCUGGCUUCGUAUGAACAGAUAUUGAAAACACCAUCUCGCGAAGAUGGGAUUCCCGCGGACUUUGAAGACGAUCUGCGCGCGUACGGGUGCAAGCUCAUACACGAGGCCGGGGUCCUCCUGAGGCAGAAACAAGUGGCCGUUGCUACAGCACAGAUCCUCUUCCAGAGAUUCUGGUACGUGUCGUCCAUGAAGCACUUUGGGAUCGGGGACGUAGGCAUGGGCGCUCUGUAUCUCGCCUCGAAGCUGGAAGAGUGUCCGCUUCGCAUCCGCGACCUUGUCAACGUGUACGACCUGCUGCACCAGCGCAUCCUGCACGCCUCCAAAUCCACCCUGCAAGAGUUCAAAUACGCGCCCAUGUCGUACUUUGGGAACACUUUCUACGAUCUCAAGGACGCGAUCGUCGUGUCGGAGAUGCAGCUAUUGAAGCGUCUGGGGUUCAACGUGCACGUCGUGCUGCCGUACGGGACCCUGGUAAACUACAUGCAAGUGUUGGGGCUGGCAACAAAGGACGACGCGAUGACGAUGGCGUGGGGCUAUCUCAACGAUGCCCUUCAGACUCCUGUCUACGCCUUAUACAGCAUCCCUACCAUCGUAAGCGCCGCGAUACUCCUCGCAACGCGGAACAUGGGUAUCAGCCUACCCUCUGACCCUCCGACGUGCUGGUGGGAGCUGUUCGACGCGGAAUGGGAGGACGUGUGGACCGUGUGCGGAUACGUGAUGUCGUUGUACAGGGAGCGAACUCCGGAAGAUAGGCGCAGGGUAGUGGGCAUGCUGACCAAGAAGGACGUGCGGAAAUGGCUAGAGAGCAACGCAACCAGGUGAAUGGCAGCGGAUGCACCACAAGACGCGCUUCGCCAUCGCAGUUUAUACGAGUGAAAUCGUAGCAUGAAGGGUCGAGGGUGUCGCACGACAUGCCGAAGAUCCAUUUCCGGCCGCCAAACGGCAGGCUGAAACGCCAACGGACGCUUCGUCGCGGUCAUUCUUCAGCCUGAAGCUGCGACACGCACCCCCCAAUGAAGCGCAGAGCACGCAACCGCCCUCUCGCGGGACAGCAGCAUCUCCGAUGCCGAUGACGAAGGAACUUCCGGUCGGAGACCCGACCUCUCAUGAACGACUCGUUUGCAUCGCCGGCUC
Messenger RNA from Punctularia strigosozonata HHB-11173 SS5, 1155 nucleotides. Its product is annotated as cyclin-like protein. The transcript has 5 exons. The record is from RefSeq and is a predicted model, not a curated record. Gene Ontology annotation, cellular component: nucleus. NCBI's taxonomy places the organism in Eukaryota, Fungi, Basidiomycota, Agaricomycetes, Corticiales, Punctulariaceae. The coding region runs from base 1 to 843 and encodes 280 amino acids. Gene Ontology annotation, molecular function: cyclin-dependent protein serine/threonine kinase regulator activity. Gene Ontology annotation, biological process: regulation of transcription by RNA polymerase II.